Closterium sp. Yama58-4 is the source of this 1746-nucleotide messenger RNA. Lineage: Eukaryota; Viridiplantae; Streptophyta; Zygnematophyceae; Desmidiales; Closteriaceae. The record is from the annotation of a GenBank genome assembly.
AUGGAUCCGAGUCCCAUUCACGCUCAGGUUCAGCAGUUAAUCUCGCGAGCACUCGCGGGGAUCCCUCCCCUCCCCGCAUCCCACGGCACUCUCGCAAACACUCAAUCCAAUGAUCCCAAUCGCGUCCCCUUAAAGCCGCUCCCUCAGGCUCUCGCGAACGCGGGAAACCCGAACGCGUGUAAGAUCUGCCACGUGGACAUUUUAGGAGGGCCUAAGUUCCGGAUCUGCCUCUCCUGCGGCGCUCCGUCGCAUCUACACCCCGCGACUCGGUCGUCUCUGGAUGCGGGGGGUGAAGAUACUAGGAGUAGUGAUGUUAGCCGUGGUAGCUCCGUCACCAGCUCUUUACCGGGGACGUCUGUAUCGGGGACGCCGAAUUUGAGUAACGACAAGAGCGGCCUAUGGCGAAACACCCGGAUUGAGCGGCGGUAUCUGAUGUCCCUUGAGUUCAAGCCGCAAGACGACAAGCGCCGUCGCUCCUCCUCCACCCAACCCACUGAGCGCACUCUCGCCGAAACCCUAGCCGGCAUCAACGCGCCUCCCUCAGAUGCGACCUCCACCCGCGGCAGCACCGGUGCUCGAGGCAGCACAGGCAGCGCUGGGCGCACCUCGAAUGCUUCAGACGAUUUCUUUGCCGCCCCACCUUCCUCUGCAACUCCUGCCGCUGUCUCCGCAGCUCCUGCUGCAGUCCCUUCUGCGUUCUCGUCCGUCCUGCCCACGCCACUACCCGCUCCUGGCGCCCUUCCCACCACUGCACCCGCUGCUGCCCUUGCUGCCACGUCAGCCGCUCCGGCAGCUGUCCCUGCUAUUCCCAGUGCGAGUGCAGCAACAGCUGCUGCUCCUUCAUCGUUCUUUGCUGCUAGUUUUGGAUCAGCAGGGGGACAGCAGCAGCAGCAGCCGCAACAGGGUGCAGAGAGGCACAGCAGUGGUUCUUCUGCUCUGGACUUCUUCUCUCAGCUCAGUGGUAUCACAAGCUCUGUCCUUUCUGGCACCUCCUCUUCGUCUUCUUCUGCACACCCGUCCGGCGCCACUCACACCAACGACCCUGCUGCUGCUGGCAUGGGCGCUUUCACCGGAAAUUUCUCGGGCAGUUUCCCUGCGAGCCAGCCGUACGCCUCCCACGACGGGCAGUUCGGGCAGUUUGUGAAACCAGAGCUGGCGAAUCCGGUGGUGCAGGAAAUUUUGCAGUCGCUGCCCGACCUGUCGUUCAUGCUGGCAGAUCACCUCGUGGUGCCCGGGAGGGAUCCUGGAGGGUUGAGGGAGUUCAAUAGCCGGCCGAAGGUUUCUGCUGCAUCUAUCAUUGCAUCGUGCGUUCCUCGUCGGGCAAUGGAACACGCUGCAGCUGAGCCAGCAGCAGGAGGAACAGGGGCAGAAGCAGGAGCAGCAGCAGGAGCAGCAGCAGCUGGUCUUGUUGAUUCCGCUGAGAGCGCGACUACAAGUGUAGCAGCUACCAAUGCAGCAGCUACAAUGGAGGUGGAGGAGAGCGAAAAGCAGCAGGUGUCAGCAGCUGCUGAAUUCGAUUCCUUCCAAGAGACUCCUGCAGUGGGUCAUGCUGCAAUUACAGCACCUGCUGCAAACAUGGCAUCAGGCGCUCCUGGUGUUGAUGGCUCAGCAGCUGCUGGGAGUGAACCCGGGAUGGUUCCGCCUGUGGCAGAGACGUCCGUGUCGUCUGUGAUUGCGGGAAUGUCAAUGGGGGGCUUCAUGGAUGCGGAGGAGGAUACUGACGAUUGGGGCGACUUUGAGUCUUGA